Sitophilus oryzae (rice weevil) is the source of this 4918-nucleotide messenger RNA. RefSeq names its product 5'-3' exoribonuclease 1-like. Gene Ontology annotation, molecular function: RNA binding; 5'-3' RNA exonuclease activity. NCBI's taxonomy places the organism in Eukaryota, Metazoa, Arthropoda, Insecta, Coleoptera, Curculionidae. Gene Ontology annotation, cellular component: nucleus. Gene Ontology annotation, biological process: rRNA catabolic process; nuclear-transcribed mRNA catabolic process. The record is from RefSeq and is a predicted model, not a curated record.
GCCAAUAUUUUUUAUUUUUCCAUGCCUGGUAAUUACAGAAGUUUAUAUUUUAUAAAGUCAUAUGCAGACAGAGGUUUUUUAUCUUUUUUCAAGAUAAAUAAAUGCUUGUUCAAGUAUUCUGUGAAAUAACAGAUAUUUGCUGCGAUUGAGGUGUUAUAGAUUGUGUUAUAGUUUAGUUAGGUGCACCGUUUAGUUACAAGUUGAUAAAUAUUACACUUAUUACAAAACCUUUUCUAUAAUGGGAGUUCCAAAGUUUUUUAGAUAUAUAAGCGAAAGAUACCCCUGUUUAAGUGAAGUAGUUAAGGAUUAUCAGAUCCCAGAAUUUGAUAACAUGUAUUUGGAUAUGAACGGUAUAAUACAUAUGUGUUCUCAUCCUGAUGAUAACAAUCCACAUUUUCGUAUCACAGAGGAGAAAAUAUUUAAAGAUAUAUUUCAUUAUUUGGAAGUUUUAUUUCGCAUGAUUAGGCCCCAAAAACUGUUUUUUAUGGCUAUUGAUGGUGUAGCACCAAGGGCUAAAAUGAACCAGCAGAGGGGGCGUAGGUUCAGGUCAGCCAAAGAUGCAGAAAAACAAGAGGCAGACGCUCUAAAAAAGGGUGAAGUUUUACCAAGCGAAUCAAGGUUUGACUCGAAUUGUAUCACUCCGGGAACUGUGUUUAUGGCUCGAUUACACGAACAGUUAAAGUAUUUUGUAGUAGAUAAAUUAUCAAAUGAUUCGUUAUGGAGAGGAGUGACUGUUAUUUUAUCAGGACAUGAGACACCUGGUGAAGGUGAACACAAAAUUAUGGAUUAUAUAAGGUAUAUGAGGUCCCAGCCAGGUUACGACCCUAACACAAGGCAUUGUUUAUAUGGAUUAGAUGCCGAUUUAAUUAUGUUAGGUUUGUGUACACAUGAGCCUCAUUUUAGUUUGUUGAGAGAGGAGGUGAAAUUUGGAAAAAAGUCUACAAAAAGACUGUCAGUUCCAGAAGAGAUUACUUUUUUUUUACUUCACUUAUCACUGAUGAGAGAAUAUUUGGAACUUGAAUUUGCACCAGUUAAAGAAAAAUUGACUAACUUUGAAUAUGAUUUUGAAAAAAUCAUCGAUGAUUGGGUUCUUAUGGGAUUUUUAGUGGGCAAUGACUUUAUACCCAAUUUGCCACAUUUGCACAUAGCUGAUGGAGCAUUGCCCAUUUUGUAUAAAGCAUACAUGGACGUUUUACCUACAUUAGAUGGGUACAUUAAUGAAGCUGGCACUUUAAAUUUAUCACGUUUCGAAAAGUUUAUGCAGAAACUAUCAGACUUUGACAUAGAAAAUUUUGAAGAUAUUCGUGAUGACAAAAUGUUUCUGGAAUCAAAAAAAUUGAUGAAUGCUGAAGAUUUUCUUCAACCACUCAUUGUUGAUCCAAAAGUUUUCAAGGAAUUAUCAAACAUGUUUGCUUACAAACCUAAAGGGAAAUCUUCUUCACAGAAAGAUACUCAGCAGAAUAAUGGAGAUAGAGAUAUUCCAGGAGAGUUGCUUAAGUCUGAAAAAUCCAAAUCUAAUACCGAUUCGCAAUUAGCAGCUCUUAUUAAGGACACUGAUGAUAUGUUUUCAGAAGAAUCGGAAAACGAUAGUGAUAAAGAUGAGGACGAACUGGCAUUUGAAAAUUUUAAAAAGGACUACUAUAGAAAUAAGCUAGACUAUGAGAAUGUCACACCUGAGGUACUGCGGGAUCAGGCUGAAGGAUAUGUCAGAGCAAUACAGUGGAACUUGAAUUAUUACUACAAUGGCGUGUGCUCUUGGUCGUGGUAUUAUCCCCACCAUUAUGCCCCUUACAUUUCCGAUAUUAAAGACUUUUCCAAUUUAAAAAUCGACUUUGAAUUGGGACAACCUUUUAAACCAUAUGAACAACUGUUGGCAGUUUUGCCGCCGGCCAGUAAAGACCUUUUGCCAUCUGCUUAUCAUGCUUUGAUGACCAGUGAAGAAUCAGUAAUGAAAGAAUAUUAUCCUGACAACUUUGAAACUGAUUUAAAUGGUAAAAAGCAGGAAUGGGAAGCUGUUGUAUUGAUACCUUUUAUGGACGAGAAAUUGCUUUUGGAAAGUAUGCAAUCAUGUAACGACAAACUAACUCCCGAAGAGUUACGGAGGAACCAGCCCGGUCCCAUGCUGGUUUACUUUACCAGUCAGGAUAUGGGCCAGUACGACGCUCCCGGCUAUUUCCCUCCAGUGACGUAUCGCGCCAAACUGAUGCCUCUUACUAUAGAGAGCAUCAGGGUACCCCGCGACAAGUUGGUCAAAGGGGCUUAUCCGGGAGCCAGUUUUGACGUAUACUAUCCUGGGUUUCCUACCAUGAAGCACCUGAAAUAUACCGCCCAGCUAGAGAAGGCGAAAGUACGUGUGUUUGAGCAACCCAGUCGUUACGAGAAUAUGAUACUAAAAAUUAUACAGGAGGAAGAAAUAGACGGGGAAAAUGACGUUCCAGUUCAUAUGUUAAACACGAAUGUUUUUGUUGGUUGGCCCCAUUUAAUUGAAGCAAGGGUUGUUGCCAUAUCAAACGCCAAACGAAAAUAUAUUAGUAUGGGAGGCCAGAAUCAGUACAAUACCGAAGAGUACGACAAAAAGAAUUACUUCGAGACACUAUAUGGUGGUAUAGUUGACAGGUACAAGAACAAUUUGGGUGUUGAAGUAGGAGAUGUACAAAUUGUGUGCCACGUACAAGUAAUGAUCGGUCGCAAAUACGUGUUUUCCCCUAGCGGCCGUUUGACUUUGGAGAAACAAUUUUCUGAAAACACUGCGGUAUAUCCGUUGCAAACGGUGGUAUCGGAAAUAAGUGUUUUUGAUCAACACCAUUCGACGUUUAGAGAUGUCCUGGACGUUUUUUCGGAAGGGUCCAUUUGUUUCACGUUGUGUAAUCCAUAUUAUGGGUCUCAAGGAAUCGUACUGGACAGUCGUGAAAUCAUCGCCAGAGGAAGGAUAAAAGUCUGCAUAUCUGUUACAGAAGAGCCAGACUUUGAACAUAUAAGACGCAAAUACGCUGAAAGUGCCAGAGCCUACAAGCCAUUGCAUGUGGUUUCUAGCCAACUAGGAAUGAGUCACAUUUUGUUUUCAAGAACCACAGGAUCAAUAUUCGUGUCUGUAAAAGGAUCGUCGAAAGAUGUUAAUAUUGGGCUAGAUCUUAAACUUAACAAGAGAAACAAGGAAACUCCAGGUUACACGAAAAGAGUGGGUACUACGUGGUACUACUCGGACAAAUGUCUCGAUUUAGUAAGACAAUAUACCGAAAAGUUUCCAGAGGUUUUUUGCUUUUUUUGUCAAAACGUAAAUAAACAUGAAAUCGCCGCAAAGGAUAUAUUUUCCGAAGAUAUCUGCGAGAAAAAAAUGAGCGAGUUGCAGACCUGGCUAAAAAGUUUGCCCACAUUUAAUUCGGAAAAGCAAACGUGUGGUAGCAACUAUAUAGAGCAGGAUAUUGUGCAAAAAAUAGAAUCUACUGUAGAUGAAUUUUUAAAGAUUGCUCAGUCUAAGAAAAUUACAAUGCAGGUCAAACCUUCGCUUCUUUAUAAGCCCGAGAUACAAAGUAAAACUUUGGCACCUGACGAUAAAAUGACAGUAGAAAUACUUGACAGAAUAAUAAAUACCAGGAAAGGUUUUAGUGUACCGUUUGGCCUUAAAGGCACGGUCAUAGCUAAAACCGAGUCAUUAACCAACAACGAUAUGGACGUUUUGUACGACGUGGUAUUUGACAAAACGUUUAAAGAUGGUAUGACUCUAAACUGUUCAGCGGAGAGAGGGUAUAGAUUACCCAAAACUGCGUUUAUAAACAUUUCUUAUGGUAGAAGAUUACUGGAGGAGAAAACAGGAAAACAAGCAUUAGCAGAAUCUGGGCAAAAGCAAUCUAUUGUUCUGCUCAACAAUAAUAGUCAGAGAUUCUUCAAUCAGUUCAGUCAAAAUAAUCAACUGGGUCUAAAUCAAAACAAAUCAUAUUUACCUAAUUACAGCCAAGCUGAGCAUAAUCUACAAGGUUCGGCGUUUGCUAGUUUUAAUAAUCAAGCCAACGAACCGCCAUACCAAAAAAAACCAACAGCAGCAAAUUUUGCCUUACAACUCAUCUACGCAGGCAUGUCAGAAAACAAGGAACUGAAUGCGCCUAAAAAUAAAAUUAAACAAGUUGAACCAGUUCAAGAUUCAACCCCUAAAAGUACAUCAUCUAAUAAUAAUAAAAGUUGCGAAGCUCCCUCUAGUGUCAGGUUAUUAACUUAUUAUCAGUCAAAUAACCUAGGAAUUCCAAGGUAUCAGUAUUUCCAGUCGGAUGGUCAGUAUAGAGCUCAAAUCACUUUGUCUAAUGGAGAGAUUGUGAUGGGAAAGCCCGGUCAGAAUAAAGAAUUAGCCACUGAAAAUGUUGCUUCUGAUGUGUUACAUAUACUGAUUCAGAGGGCUAAGGGAACUGAUGCAUCACAUGGACCAGAUAAAAAUCUUCCUGUGCCGCCCAAAACCUGGGUUAAGCCACAACAAGAGAGUACCGCUAGUGAAACAAAAUCAUCACGGCGUCGUAACGAUCAGGCUCUUAAAACAGCCCUUCACAAUCCUUUCGUUCCUACGCAAGUUAUUAAAAGGCAGAGUAGCAAAAGUAUUAGCGAAACUACUCAAGGUGAUAAUAGUGUAUGCGUGUCUGCAUCUUCCAAAACUCAAAAACAUCUUAAAAACACGGAUAAACCUGCCAAGAAUAACGAAAAAGAGAAUGGGAAUCAUCAAAAUAACCAUCAUAAGGCAAAGAAGAAUAGACUACCUAGAAUUGCUGCAAAUUUUUCUCAAUGUAAAUGAAUCUAUUUAAGAGCAAAAAAACCUUUUUAUUUUUAGUUAUUAGAUUGUUUAACGAGAAAUAAAAACUAUUUUUUUAAUAUCUUCUUUAUUAAACAUUAUAUUAAAUUUAUAUUAUUUUGAGAAAACUAAAGGAAUCAUUAUAGA